This is a messenger RNA of Acanthaster planci (crown-of-thorns starfish), 2600 nucleotides long. Its product is annotated as monocarboxylate transporter 12-like. Gene Ontology annotation, molecular function: monocarboxylic acid transmembrane transporter activity. The record is from RefSeq and is a predicted model, not a curated record. NCBI's taxonomy places the organism in Eukaryota, Metazoa, Echinodermata, Asteroidea, Valvatida, Acanthasteridae. Gene Ontology annotation, biological process: transmembrane transport; monocarboxylic acid transport.
CCAGGCUGCACUGGUGAGGAUUUUUAUUGCCUUGUGCGGGGAAGUGGUUGGCCAACGUUGUCAACAGUCUGCCACAAAACUGGGUCCAUUUGAGACGGCAUGUUUGGAUUUUUAACGCCAACACCAGUUCUCUUUUGACCCUUUUCCUCGUGUGGCAAGUCAACUAUGGCGAAUGCGGCUGACGACAGGAUUGAGCGUGGAGCGCAGGCACAGUCGUCAGAUCAGCCACGGGAAGGCGGCUGGGGUAUAGUGGUGGUCGUCGCAGCGCACUUGUCCUUGGCGAUCCAGUGGGGUUUCCAAAGAGCCGGGGGAGUCUUGUACCUCAGCUGGAAGGAAGAUUUCGACACCAAGGACAAAGAGACGGCAGCAGUUCAAAGCAUUUUCUCUUCCUUGUCUUGUUUCACUGGUCUCUUCGCUGGCAUGCUGACGGACCGACUCGGCUGCAGAGUCUCGGGAAUCAUCGGCGGAGUGUUGACGUCUCUCGGUCUCUUCUGCAGCUAUUGGGUGACUGACAUAGUCCAGCUUUACUGCACAGCUGCCAUUAUCGGGAUUGGCAUGGGAAUUUGCUACAAUUCGAUUGUAGUUGUGGUUGCGAUUUACUUCAAAAGAAGGUACAAAAUAGCACACGCAUUGGUCUACGCUGGCGUUGGGACGGGGAUCAUGGCGGUACCGCCCCUACUGCAACUUCUCCUGGAAAGCUACGGUUGGCGGGGUACGCUUCUGGUCGCCUCUGGCAUCACGGCAAACAGCAUCGCUCUUUCGGCUCUUUUCCGCCCAAAUCGAGCUCCAGUCCCGCCGAAAUCUUUUAAGCAGCCUGAUUUGAAUCACCAGGGGUUAACUUUAAGAGUCAGGGUGCAUCCUGAGACCACAAAGGAGGAUGCUACGAGUGGCGACCACAACAGCGAUGAGAAGUCUCGCCAUGAUGAGAUCGAAGUAACGCGCCAAGCACACCGGGCACUUCCGGACAGUCAGACGGAUCUGGCCUCAGUCCAAUCCGACCCAAAGAACGUCAACCCGGUCAUUAUCGCACUGAAAAGAGUCUUUGUCAGUCUAGGAUUUCACCUUUUCGUCAAGAGCUACCGCUUCACUCUAAUGUGCGCCAUCCAGCUGGAGAGCCACAUCGCUUACAUGGGAUUCGUGAUCUAUCUCGUCCCCCGUGCUCAGAGCGUGGGUGUAGCGCCUUCUAACGCCGCCUUCCUGCUCAGUAUAUUCGGCAUCGGCAGCUUGCUCGGCCGCCUGGGGAACGGACUGCUGGUGAGCUGGAGGGUUUCGGCGGAACACGUGACAGCCAUCUCCAUGGUGAUCGCUGGCGCAUCCUUGCUCCUCCUGAACCUGGAGGGUUAUGCCAUUUUCGCCAUAGCCUCCUUUCUUCAUGGAUUGCUAUCGGGGAUCUUUUUCACCGUCGCGAUCGUCUUGAUCCAUCAGUUUGUCGGUGUGAACAAGUUGGCCGUCGGUGUUGGACUAAACAUGAUAUUUGUAGGCAUCGGAUCUCUGACUGGACCCGUGUUUGCGGGUUGGAUUCUGGACAUGACCGAUUCCAGCUACCAGACGGUCUUCUACGUGCUCAGCGCAGUUUAUUUCAUCUGCGGCGUGCAGAUGUUCCUCUUACCCCAAUUGAAAAGAGUCGAACCGGGCAUUUAGUGAAGCCCUGAGUUGGAGAGAACCGGCCUUUACUCUGCAAAAACUUCGGUGUAACACUGGCCCUGUGUGGUAUCAGACCAGAUCUAGCAGUCCUGUGAAUGAUUGGUGGUCCUGUGCAGAACUUUGUAGAUCUUGUCCUAUUGUCUGGUUGAGGCAGCUAUUUCGAGUAGCCGAUUCUUAUUACUACGAUUUGCAAGUAUUUACACAUAAAAACAAACAAAUACAAACAAAAUAAAACCAAAAAACGACGAGGCUCUUGGGCUUAUCUGUUAGAUAACUUUCUACUAUGUCUUGAUGUUUACAUAAUAGAUCCAAGUAUAGUCGCUGUUGGUUAUGUUGGGCUGUCCCUACCCUACCAUCCAAUGAAAAAAAUCGAACUGGCGAGGAACUAGUACUGUCAUAUCGAGUAAAACGUUACAACAUUAUAUAUUUUUUUCCAAACUUAAAUUAUUAAAAAAGAAUGAUGAAAUGCUAUGUGUUUGUAUUUAAAAAAUAGCAAGUUACACGGCGUCAUUAGUAAAUAUAAUAACACGCAAAAAAUAGAGGAACUUGGAAGCUUGGCAGAAAGCAGUUUUUUCCCGUGGCCAACUCCCAUUGCCUGUGAUAAACAUGCUUGCACUCAAACUUAAAUGAAGUAGGAUUGAUUUCUAAAAUAAAAGUGUAAAUAGAACUACGUUAUCGCUAUUUUUAUUUCUGUAACUUAAUGAGCAGAGCUCUUGCAAAAUGCAGGUGUGUUAUUAUUGCAGGGUUUGUCUACAAUGUGCCAAAAACCCAUUCCCUCAAAUACAAAAAAUCAGCUUGCUAUGUUUUAUCGUGUCGCACACUUUUAUAUUUCAUUCCAUAUUAAAUCACGAAAGAUCGUACUGAGAAUUUCCUAAACACUUAUUUAACCAAUGAAAAUCGUUGUUCAAAAGACAUUGCAUGUCAACGAAUUAAAUGAACCAAAGCUUUAUCAUUAA